Cheilinus undulatus (humphead wrasse) is the source of this 13624-nucleotide messenger RNA. It is a transcript of the gene dync2h1, whose product is annotated as cytoplasmic dynein 2 heavy chain 1. Gene Ontology annotation, cellular component: dynein complex. Gene Ontology annotation, biological process: microtubule-based movement. Bases 132 to 13061 code for a protein of 4309 amino acids. Lineage: Eukaryota; Metazoa; Chordata; Actinopteri; Labriformes; Labridae. The record is from RefSeq and is a predicted model, not a curated record. Gene Ontology annotation, molecular function: minus-end-directed microtubule motor activity; dynein light intermediate chain binding; ATP hydrolysis activity. The transcript is spliced from 97 exons.
AACCACGCAAGCAUAAUCCUGCGUCCAGAUAUCCUCGAGCAACAGAUUGAUGUAGUUUAUUUGCCCGUGAAUGAAGUUAAUAAAACGUUUUGGGGCAAAAAGCUUUCUUAGCAUAUUUCGACACCCCAAAGAUGCCUCACAAUUCAGAAGAUGUCCGUAAAAAAUUCAUUCUAACCACAACUGGAAACUUCUUUGGGAUAACGCCUUCAUCUUCCCUGACUGACAGCAUAGAGCUCAACAACUUCCUGGAUGAUGGAAAUGAAUUUGUUCUGUCUGUCACCAGACAUGGUGAAGACCUUCACUUUUCGGAUAAGAUUGAAGCGUCGGGGGAGCACAGAGAGAAGGUGUUGGUGUUCUUCAAGCUGCAUCCCACAGUGAUCACAGAAGAAAACAUUCACCAGAGCCUCCUUGUGUCCUCUAUGCUGGAGUCUCCCAUUAACACUCUCUACCAGGCUGUGAGACAAGUCUUUGCACCUGUACUGCUAAAGGAUGAGCGAUGGAGUUCAGCGUUUGACCCGAAGCUUGCAGGACUGCUGAGUGAGUUGGAACUUGGUCUGGGCUCAGUGGUCCGUCAGUCAGGAGCACAACCCUCUGCUAAGAAGGGCCAAAGAGAGGAAGACGUCUUCGGAAUCCUGACUCCAUAUGAUGAGUUCCAGUACUGGGCCAACACCUCCGAAUCUGCCGAGAAGAACAGUGCACGAGACAGAGCAAAACAUUUCACUGAGCUAUUCAAAUCCAUACAGAAGGAGUACAGCGGUCUUGAUGGCUUGUCCAUGUCUGAUGUUGUGGAUCUGAUUGAACAGAGCAGAGACUCCCUUGAUGAUGUGUGGCGGCAAACUGAUUUUGAGCCUUACCCAGAAACACGCAUGGUACGACUCAUGGAUGUCAUUGGUGGUGUCCUUGGAAGAUAUGUGCAGAGGAAGCUGAGCAAUCUUAAAAUAUUUGAGGAGCCAUUUGUUUCAAUGAGAGAGAGCCUGAGAACAGGUGUUGCCAUCUGUGAACAGUGGGUGGUAGCCUGUGAACAUCUGACUGGACAGGUGUGGAAGAGGCACGCUCCCCAUCCGUGGAAGGGAAAAAAACACUGCCCACAAACCCUUCAUUGCCUUGCAAAAAGAUUAGAUGAGGUGGUAACCUUGCGCAUGGUUCAUGAGAAGUUACUGCGGUUGCUACCAGGAGGAAAGCAGCAGGCUCUCACCUCAGAUCGUGUGUUUGAACCUUUUUCUGGGCUCAAUGCUCUGCAUUACAACCCCUACACUGAGCCUCUUUGGAGAGCAGCAGUGGCUCAGUUUGAACGUCUGAUGGCCCCAUCAGAACAGGAAGUCGCUGGCAGACUAAAGAGCUACAUUGCUGACAUGGCUGACAAGCCACAACAGCUGUUACAGUUGUUUCAAAAACACAAAGAGUUGAUCAAACGUCCCACCAUCAGCAAAGAGCUACAAUCAGAGAGAGAAACUUUACUGGCCCGAUUACUGGACUAUAACAAAGACCUGAAGAAUGACUUUGAGAGUCGUUGCCAUGGAGACCCUGGUGACAAGUCUGGGCCACUUAUUGGCAGGAACCUCCCUGAGGUGGUCAAUAGAACCGUUUGGGUUCGACAACUUAUUCACAAGGUUGAGGACUCGGUUCGAAUCGCAGAGGCCCUACUUUCAGACCUGUCUGCGUUUAAAGGGUUCCUGCAUUUCUGCGAUGACCUGCAGGAGGUUCUUAAGGCGUAUGAACAGGAGCAGUUUGAGGACUGGUCAAGAGAUAUACUGUCUGGACUAGCUGACCCUAAGUCAGGGAUCAGUCUACAGGCCAGUAACCGUGUGAUGGACCUGGACCAUGUGGAUGGCAGGUUAAAGAUCCAGUAUUCAGACAGGCUGGUCAGUCUGCUCCGGGAGGUCAGACAGCUCUCUGCCCUGGGUUUUCCCAUCCCAGCCAAGAUACAGCAGGCAGCUAACACCGCAGACAAAUUCUACAGACAAGCCAUUGUUUUAAAACAGGUGGCCCAUUUCUACAACACCAUUGAUCAGCAGAUGGUUCCCUCUCAAAGACCAAUGAUGCUUGGUCUUGCCCUGGCCUUUGAACAGGUCAUCAAGAAUCCUCGUUCUCAGUCUAAGGAAGCAGGUGGUAAACUGCAGAUAACCUGGGACAACCCCAAAGAAUUGGAAGCCUACAUUACCAAACUGCAGUCAGCUGCUGAGAAGCUCUCCACUGAAAACAGAAAGUUGCGCAAGUGGCACACUGACUUCAUUGACAAGGUUGUGACACUCAUGAAUGUGGACUUACUGAGGCAUCAGCAGCGGUGGAAGGAUGGCCUUCAGGACCUCCGUACUGGCUUUGCAACUCUGGAGGCCCAGGGCUUUAGGCCUGAUGAUAUGCAGGCAUGGCGUCAGCACUGGAAUCAUCAGCUUUACAAAGCUCUUGAACACCAGUAUCAGACAGGUCUGGAAGCUCUGAACAAGAACCUGCCUGAAAUAAACAUAGAUCUCACUUUCAAGCAGGGCCGUCUGCAGUUCCGUCCUCCAUUUGAGGAGGUGCGAGCACGUUAUUUCAGGGAGAUGAAGCGGUUCAUCUCAAUCCCAAACCAGUUCAAAGGGGUCAGUGUCCAGGGGGAGGAGAUGAUCUUCAGCGUUAUGAUUGAUAGAAAUGCCUCUGGGUUCCUCACUAUCUUCAGCAAGGCUGAGGACCUCUUCAGCCGUUUGCAAGCUGUUCAACACAAGUUCAAGGAGUGGGUGGUGCUGGGCCAGGUUGAUUUAGAGAGGUUAGUGGAGAAGCAUCUGAGUUCUGUGCAAGACUGGGAGAGAAAUUUCAAGGCCCUGAAAGCCAGAGGAAAGGAGUCAGAACGUCUACCCAGUCAGGAGAAAGUUGACUGUAUUACAGUCAACUGUGAGCCAGUUAAAGCUGUGAUUGAUGACUUGAUCCAGAGGCUGUUUGACAUUCUUCUGUUAUCACUCAGAAGGUCCAUACAAGGCCACACACAAGCCAUAGACAGUUUUGUUUCAGAGUCAAUGGCGACCUUGUCCACUCGACCAGAGAGCAUGGAGGAAAUUGGCACAGCCCGUGCUAAAUAUACCCAGAUACUUGCCCGCAAACCUGAAAUCCUACCUGGGUUCCAGCAUGUCGAGGAGAAGAAUCGUUUGCUGCGAGCAGUGGCCGGGGCUAGCCUUGACUCGCUGUCUUCUCUGAGAGCCAAGUGGGACAAACUAGAGCUUAUUAUGGAGAGCCAUCAGCUCAUGAUUAAAGAACAGGUGGAUGUGAUGCGAAGUAAUGCCGCAGGGCAUAUCAAUGCUUACAGGUCAGAUCUGGAGCGCUUUAAGGCUCGCUGGGAUCAGCUUAAGCCUAAGGAUGAGAUGCUUGAAACCAGUGAUCAUGAUGCCCUCCUUGCAUGUCUCCAGACCAUCAAGGACAAGCAGCAGGAGUUUCAGGAAUUGGAAACUGUCCGCAGCAAACUGCUUGAGGAUUGUACCUAUUUUGAUUUGGAGGCUCCAGACUUCUCUCUGGCAGAAGAAAUAAAAAGCGACAUGGACGAGUACAGCCAGAUGUGGGGUCUUUAUGAGGAGUGGCAGCAAGGCUUCCUAGAAAAGGCCCAGGAGGACUGGAUCACAUUCAGAAGUAAGACAUAUGUGUUUGAGGAGUUUCUGAUUACAUGGCAAGACAGGCUCAGGAAGUUGGAGCAGCCCACUGCAAUGUCUAUUAAACUGCAAGGAGAGGUGGACAAAUACAAGAACAUGGUCCCAGUCCUGAAGUAUGUGCGAGGGGAGCACCUGUCCCAGGACCACUGGUUGGACAUGUUCCGUCUGCUUGGCCUUCCAAGAGGGACGACGUUAGAGAGACUCACAUUUAAUGACCUUCUAGGUGUGGCAGAAACCAUCAUUGAAAAGGCUACAGAGCUAAAAGACUUGAACAGUCGAGCUCAGGCAGAAGUAACAAUCAGAGAAGCCCUGAGGGAGCUGGAUGUUUGGGGGGCUGCAGCUACCUUCAACCUCACAGAGUACAUAGACAGCAACAAACGCCCUCUCACCCUCAUCAAGGACUGGAAGGAUAUAGUCAACCAGGUGGGAGAUAACCGCUGUCUACUUCAGUCUCUGAAAGACUCUCCCUACUACCAUUGCUUUCAAGACAAGGUCAGUCUGUGGGAAGUUCGUCUGUCAGACUUAGACGAAUACCUGCUCAAUCUGAAUACCAUCCAGAGGCGUUGGGUAUAUCUGGAGCCGAUUUUUGGGAGAGGGGCACUGCCCCGGGAAGAGGCCCGGUUCAAAAGAGUUGAUGAAGACUUCAGGUCUAUUAUGUCAGACAUUCAGAGAGACAACAGAGUUGUUUCUCUGAGCUCAAGAGCCGGCAUCAGAAACUCACUUGUCACCUUACUGGAUCAGCUGCAGCGCUGCCAAAAGUCACUUAAUGAGUUCCUCGAGGAGAAGCGCUCUGCCUUCCCCAGGUUCUAUUUCAUAGGAGAUGAUGAUCUGUUAGAGAUUCUUGGUCAGGCAACCAACCCAGCUGUCAUCCAGUCACACCUCAAGAAACUUUUUGCAGGUAUUCACAGUGUUGUGUUUGAUGACCAGUGUCAGAAUAUUGUCGCCAUGUGUUCUCUGGAGGGAGAAGUCGUCCCACUCAGAAACCUUGUACACAUCUCCAGCCUUGUGGAGGCGUGGUUAAGUGAGCUGUCUGUGGAAAUGAAGGAGACUCUGAAGCACUUGCUUUUUGAAUGUUUGUCAGCAGCAAAGAAAGGAGCAAUUGACCCCUCACGCUACCCUUCCCAGAUUCUGUGUUUGGCUGAACAAAUCCAGUUUACUGAGGAUGUGGAAAGAGCUCUAAGAGAGCAAAAUUUGCAGCAGCUGGAGUUGGAGCUCAAUGCCAAAUUAGAGCACUACACUACAGUGGACACCAGCCCUGAUCACACUAACACAGAAUCCAGUGUCUUGCAGCUGAAGCUAAAGGCUUUGAUUCUUGACAUUAUCCACAACAUCAGUGUGGUGAAGCAGCUGAACCAGGCAGGGAUUACCAGCCCUAAUGCCUGGGCCUGGAAGAAGCAGCUUCGCUUCUACAUGGGACCAGAUAAAUGUUGUGUCAUACACAUGGUGGAUGCACAGUUCAGCUAUACAUAUGAAUACCAGGGGAAUGCAGCAAAGCUGGUGCACACUCCCUUGACUGAUAAGUGCUACCUGACCCUGACCCAGGCCAUGAAGAUGGGGCUUGGGGGUAACCCCUACGGGCCUGCUGGCACUGGCAAGACUGAGUCUGUCAAAGCCCUGGGGGGACUGUUUGGACGCCAGGUGUUGGUGUUCAACUGUGAUGAGGGUAUUGAUGUGAAGUCAAUGGGACGGAUCUUUGUGGGCUUGGUGAAGUGUGGAGCUUGGGGCUGCUUUGAUGAGUUUAAUCGCUUGGAGGAGGCAGUGCUGUCUGCAGUGUCCAUGCAGAUCCAAGCCAUUCAAGACUCCCUUAAACAUCACAAGAACACAUGUGAACUUCUUGGAAAAGAGGUGGAAUUGGACCCAAACUCUGGGGUUUUUAUCACACUGAACCCAGCAGGAAAAGGUUACGGAGGCAGACAGAAACUUCCUGAUAACCUGAAGCAGCUUUUCAGGCCUGUUGCCAUGAGCCGGCCGGACAAUGAGCUCAUUGCGGAGGUCAUCCUCUACUCUGAGGGCUUCAAAAAUGGAGAAAUAUUAGGCAGAAAAUUGGUUGCAAUCUUUAACCUGGCUAGGGAGCUGUUGACCCCCCAGCAGCACUAUGACUGGGGUUUGCGUGCUCUGAAAACAGUGCUGAAGGCCUGUGGGAGUCUUCUUCAGCAGCAGAGAAGGAGUCAUGACAAGGACAAGAUUCAGGAGAGCAGUCUGGUGGUGCAGGCAUUGAGAUUGAACACCAUGUCCAAGCUGACGUUUGCAGAUAGUUCCCGGUUCGAUGCUCUUGUGAGAGAUGUCUUCUCUGGGGUUAAUUUCACUGAUGUGGAGGACCAGAUACUCAUGCAUGCACUGGAACAAGUCUACAAGGAGGCACGGCUUGAGCUCAUACCAAGCCAGCUGAAGAAAGCAUUGGAGUUGAACGAACAGCUCAGACAACGCAUGGGAGUAGUUAUAGUGGGGCCAAGUGGAGCAGGGAAGUCUACACUCUGGAGGAUGCUAAGAGCUGCUCUCAGCAAGACAGGGAAAAUGGUAAAGCAGUACACAAUGAAUCCUAAGGCCAUGCCCAGACAACAGCUGCUUGGACAAAUAGACAUGGAUACAAGAGAAUGGUCUGACGGUGUCCUCACACAUAGUGCAAGGAAUGUGGUCAGAGAACCACAGGAGGUGAGCUCAUGGAUUGUGUGUGACGGGGAUAUUGACCCAGAGUGGAUUGAGAGCCUGAACUCUGUGCUUGAUGACAAUCGAUUGUUGACAAUGCCAAGCGGGGAACGUAUCCAGUUUGGACCCAAUGUGAACUUCUUGUUUGAGACCCACGAUCUCAGCUGUGCCUCACCAGCCACAAUAUCUCGCAUGGGCAUGAUCUUUCUCAGUGAUGAGGACAUUGAUGUUGGUGCUUUGGUGAAGUCAUGGUUGAUUUGUCAGCCAGAGGAGUGUCUCACUAAUCUAGAAAACUGGUUGGGAGACUACUUCCAACGAGCUUUGGACUGGGUACUCAAACAGAAUGAUUUUGUGGUGGAGACUAGUCUGGUGGGUACAGUGUUCAAUGGCCUAUCGCAUCUCAACGGUGUGACAGAGAGAGGUCAAUUCAUUGUUGGUCUUUUAAGAGGUUUGGGAGGAAACCUUAAUCUCAAAACACGGCAAGAGUUUGCAAAAGAGUUGCUGAGCUGGGCUAGGGAAAGCCCACCAGACCCCAAAAAACCACUGGAUACCUACUAUGACUUUGACAGUGGACAGCUGGCAGCCUAUGCUUUCUUGCGUCCUGAAGGUCUAACAUUGGAGCAGCUCUCUCAGACCCAAACACUACCAGUUAUUGAGACUCCGGACAUGCAGAGAGGUCUGCACUGCUUCUCCCUGUGGCUCACUGCUCAGCACCGGCAGCCUUUCAUGGUGGCUGGACCAGAGGGCUGUGGAAAGGGCAUGCUCCUGCGCUACGCCUUUUCACGGCUGCGAUCCACCCAAGUUGCCAUUGUCCACUGCAGUGCCCAGACCUCACCUCGCCAUGUCUUACAGAAGCUCAGUCAAACCUGCCUGCUGCUUAGCUCUAACACCGGUCGAGUCUUUAGACCCAAAGACUGUGAGAACCUGGUGCUCUACCUAAAAGAUAUCAACCUACCUAAACCUGACAAAUGGGGGACAAGCAGCCUCACUGCCUUUUUGCAGCAGGUUUUGACCUAUAAAGGAUUCUAUGAUGAAAACCUUGAGUGGGUGAGUCUUGAGAACAUCCAGGUGGUGGCCUCCAUGUCUACAGGAGGUGCUGUAGGGAGCCAUUCUCUCACCUCCCGCUUCUCCUCUAUAGUUCGUGUCUGCACAAUAGACUAUCCAGACAGGGAGCAGCUGCAGACUAUCUAUGCAGCGUACCUGCAGCCAGUUCUACAGCAUAGCCUAGGCAGCCAGGCAGCCUGGGCCAGUACAGGGAAAUCACACCAGCUGGCUGGGUCUCUUGUGCAGCUCUAUGAACAGGUUAAAACUAAGUUCACAGUGGACCACCACAGCCACUAUCUGUUUACCCCCUGCAUCCUCACAGAGUGGGUCCUCAGCCUGUUGCGAUAUGACCUUACUGCAGCUCAAUCUAAUGUGACAGACAGCGUGUUGGAGGUGGUGGCAUAUGAGGCCAGGAGGCUGUUCAGGGACCGGCUGGUUUCCUCCAAAGACCUUCACACAUUUGAUAACAUUCUGUCCUCUAUUAUCCGAGGAGACUGGGGCUCUGAUGCUCUGGACAACAUGACUGAUGGUUUCUACGUGACAUGGGGAGCCUCUGAGGGGGCUGUAAUGGCUCCAGGCCAGUCUCUACCUCCUCAUGGUAAACAGCUGGGAUGCUUGGAUUCAGCUGACCUAAAACAAGUUAUACAGAAGGGAGUGGUGCUGUACAGUCGUGAUAACAGGGAGCUGGAUCUUCUAUUGUUCUGGGAAGUGUGUGACUUUGUGUCCAGGGUGGACCGGGUGCUGAGCCGACCUGGUGGCUCUCUGCUUCUGGCGGGCAGGAGUGGUGUGGGUCGGCACACAGCCACGUGCCUGGUGGCACACAUGCAUGGAUACGUGCUGUUCACACCCAAAAUCUCCCGUGGUUAUAGCCUAAAGCACUUCAGCAAUGAUCUCAAGACAGCGAUGCAGCUGGCAGGUUUGGAGGGCCAUCAGGUGGUUCUACUGUUAGAGGACUAUCAGUUUGUUCAUCCAGCUUUCUUAGAAAUGAUCAACAGUCUGCUGUCAUCAGGUGAAGUUCCAGGUUUGUACUCACCAGAGGAGCUUGAGCCUCUCCUCUCCCCCCUAAAAGAUGCUGCUUCUCAAGAUGGAUUUACUGGACCACUCUACAACUACUUUUCAUACAGAAUCCAGCAAAACCUUCAUAUUGUUCUGAUCAUGGACUGCUCUAAUCCAAACUUCACCAUCAACUGUGAGAGUAACCCUGCUUUCUACCGCAAGUGUUCUGUACAGUGGAUGGAGGGAUGGUCAGAAAGCAGCAUGAAGAAGAUUCCUGAGCUGCUUCUGGCAAAAACAGAUGGAGGAGGUGAAGAAAAUGAAAGAGACAAGGCCUCAAAGGGGAAAAGCUCCGGUUCUCUACAAGGAGACCUAUGUCGCUUGUUCCUGAUGGUCCAUGAAUCGUGCAAAGAACGUGGUGCAACACCAAGCCAGUACAUGGCCUUCUUGCACGUUUACACUGCACUAUACAGCCGGAAACAAAGCCAGCUCACAACCAGACAGAAGCAUCUGCAGGCGGGUGUGUCCAAGCUGAAUGAAGCUAAAGCUUUAGUGGAUGAGUUGAAGAGGCGGGCUGCAGAGCAGAGUGCACUGCUAAAGAGUAAACAACAGGAGGCAGAUUCUGCCUUGCAGGAAAUCACCACCUCCAUGCAGAAUGCCAGUGACCAGAAGACAGAAAUGGAAAAGAUUAAAGGAAAAAUGGCUCAUGAAGUCUCCAAGAUUGAAGAGAGAAAAGCAAAAAUAGAUGAUGAGCUGAAGGAAGUACAGCCUUUAGUAGAUGAAGCAAAGCGUGCAGUUGGAAACAUCAAGCCCGAAGCCCUGUCUGAGAUUCGCUCCCUCCGCAUGCCCCCCGAUGUCAUCAGAGACAUCCUGGAGGGAGUACUGAGACUGAUGGGUAUCUUCGACACUUCCUGGGUCAGCAUGAAGAGCUUUCUUGCUAAGCGUGGUGUGAGGGAGGACAUUGCCACAUUUGAGGCCAGGAACAUCAACCCUGAGAUACGCCAGAGCGUGGAAGAGCUGCUCAACAGAAACAAGGCUUCCUUUGAUCCCAAGAAUGCAAAGCGUGCUAGUGCAGCAGCUGCUCCUUUGGCUGCCUGGGUCAAAGCCAACGUCCAGUACUCCCACGUCUUAGAGAAGAUAGAGCCACUGGAGAGAGAGCAGGCCGGACUCAUGGAAAACCUCAGGAAAACAGAGAGUAGGAAGAAUAAACUGGAGGACCAGCUGAACUCUGUUGGAGCCAAAGUCAACGAGUUGAAAGAGAAAUUUCAGUGUCACACAACAGAGGCUGCUAAGUUAGAGGCUGAGGUCUCAAAAGCACAGGAUACCAUCACUGCUGCCCAGCAGCUCAUCUCUCAACUGGAUGGAGAGCACACACGCUGGAACGCACAGAUGUCAGAGAUAAAGAAUGAAUUGGACACACUCCCUCUGAGGGCCAUGCUUGCUGCAGCCUUCAUCACCUAUCUGUCUGCAGCUUCUGAGGACCGUAGAAGAUGUUGUCUGGAGACUUGGAUGGCUCAAUCUGGAUUACAGAAGUUUGACUUACGGUCAUUCCUGUGCUCAGAAAGUGAGCAGUUGAUCUGGAAGAGUCAGGGGCUGCCAUCUGAUGAUCUCUCCAUGGAGAAUGCACUUGUCAUACUGCAGAUCAAUGCACUCAAACUACGGAGUGUUGCCUGCCCAUUCCUGAUUGAUCCAUCAUCCAGAGCUACAGAGUGGCUUCGUACACAUCUCAGUCAGCACAGACUGGAGGUUGUCAACCAACAGGAUAGUAACUUCAUAACAUCUCUGGAACUGGCAGUCAGAUUUGGAAAAACACUUAUCAUCCAAGAGAUGGAUGGAGUUGAGCCAGUACUCUACCCUCUGCUGAGAAAGGACCUCAUAUCACAAGGUCCUAGAUAUGUGGUUCAGAUAGGAGACAAAGUCAUUGAUUACAACGAGGACUUCCGUCUCUUCAUGGCAACACGGAAUCCCGCCCCCUUUAUCCCCCCUGAUGCUGUUUCCGUAGUUACAGAGGUCAACUUCACUACCACCAGGGCAGGUUUGCGAGGACAGCUGCUAGCAUUGACAAUCCAGCAGGAGAAGCCAGAAUUGGAGACUGAAAAGACAAGACUAUUACAACAAGAGGAAGACAAGAAGAUCCAGUUGUCUCAGCUAGAAGAAUCACUCUUAGAGACCCUGGCCACAGCUCAGGGUAAUAUUCUGGAAAACAGGGAGCUUAUAGACAGUUUGAACCAGACCAAGGCCAGCAGCGCCCUUAUCCAGGAGUCACUUUUAGAAUCACACAGGCUGCAGGCAUCCUUGGACCAGGAGAGGGAUGCCUACCUGCCUCUUGCAGAGAGUGCCAGCAAAAUGUAUUUUGUCAUCACAGACCUGUCGAGGAUCAACAACAUGUACCGCUUCAGUCUUGCAUCUUUUUUGCGCCUUUUCCAAAGAGCUCUUCAGGCUAAGAAGGAAGCAGAGAACACAGAAACCCGGAUUGCUGCUUUGGAGACCAGUUUGAAGUAUAUGGUGUAUGAGUACGUCUGCCGCUCACUUUUCAAGGCUGACCAGUUGAUGUUUGCUGUGCACUUUGUGAAAGGCAUGUACCCUGAGCUCUUCCAGGAGAGUGAAUGGGAUGUCUUCAAUGGAUCCAUCAUAGGAGAAAUGUUUAAGAAAGAGGACUUUCCUUCUUGGAUUGACCCUGAGAGACAAGGAGCACUGGCCAUUUUAAAAUCUACAUUCCCAGCUCUCUACCAGUCCCUGUGUUUGAUUGACUCAGACCUUUGGCUGUCCUUCUCGCAGAGCUCACAGUGUGAACAAGAAAUCCCAUCAUCCAUUGCCAAGAAAAUUACUCCCUUCCAGCAGUUGUUAUUGGUUCAGGCAGUCAGACCAGACCGACUACAGAGUGCUAUGGCAGCGUUUGCCACCCAGGCCUUGGGUAUAAAAGAGCUUUCCCCACCUCCUCUGAAUUUGCGGCGUCUCUACACCGAGACAUUAGAAUGGGAGCCAGUGUUGAUCAUUAUUUCACCAGGGGCAGACCCAUCCCAGGAACUUGCAGAGCUAGCAGCUGAAACCGUGGGCAGAGAAAACUAUCAUGAGAUCUCCAUGGGUCAGGGGCAGGCUGAUGUGGCCUUAGCUACUCUCAGAGAAUGUUCCCGAAAUGGAGACUGGCUUUGCCUGAAAAACCUUCACCUUGUCACUACAUGGCUGCCCUUACUGGAAAAGGAGCUCAAUGUGCUACAACCAAAACCAGGCUUCCGACUCUGGCUGACAGCAGAAGUCCACUCUAGAUUUCCCCCCAUACUCCUGCAGUCUAGCCUCAAGAUCACCUACGAGGCUCCUCCGGGUUUGAAGAAGAAUCUUUUGAGGACAUUUGAAUCUUGGACUCCAGAGCAGAUUAGUAAAGGAGGCAUCCUGGUCAGAUCUCAGUCUUUGUUCUGUCUGGCCUGGUUCCAUGCUGUCUGCCAAGAGAGACGCAACUACAUACCACAGGGUUGGACAAAGUUCUAUGAGUUUUCUUUGUCGGACCUCCGUGCUGGCUUUGAAAUAAUCGACAGGCUUUUUGAAGAAGGUAAACCAUUCCAGUGGGAGUUUGUCCAUGGCCUGUUGGAGAGUGCCAUAUAUGGUGGACGCAUCGACAACCCCUCUGACCUCCGCAUCUUACGCUCCUACCUGGAGCAAUUUUUCUCUGCAAAUCUCCUCUCGUCUUCUUUCUCAGCUGGUCAAAGAAAGAGUAGAGGUGGAACACGCUUCUUUCCACCUCAGAUCAGCCUCCCAAACUCCUGCUCUAUACUGGACUACCGCAGUGUUAUAGAGAAUCUCCCUGAGGAUGACAAACCUGCAUUCUUUGGUCUGCCUGCCAACAUCGAGAGAUCCUCUCAGAGAAUUAUCAGCUCCCAGGUGAUCUCCCAGCUCCGUGUUCUGAGCCGCUCAGUUGCAACAGGUUCAAAGUUCGACAGGGAGCUCUGGUCAAAUGGACUUUCACCCAUCCUCAAUUUGUGGAAGAAACUCAACACGGGCUCUCCUCUGAUUCACCAGAAGGUGGCUCAACCCUCAGAAAGUCAAGGGUCACCUGUCCUGUCAUUCAUCACUCUGGAGCAGUUCAAUGCCAUUCGCUUGGUCCAGGGUAUCCACCAGUCCCUGGCUGCUCUGAGCAAGGUCAUCAGAGGGAGCCAGUUGCUCACACCUGAUGUCCAAAAACUGGCUACUGCUCUGCUCAAUCAAGAGUGUCCUUUGACAUGGCAAAAUAAAUGGGAGGGGCCUGAAGAGCCGAUGCAGUACCUCAGAGCUGUUGUAACACGGGCUCUCGCCAUACAGAGUUGGGUGGAGCGUGCUGGCAGACAAGCUCUUCUAUCAGACACCCUGGAUCUAUCUGAGCUGUUCCACCCUGACACCUUCCUCAAUGCUUUGAGGCAGGAAACUGCAAGGUCCAUGGGCUGUUCCAUGGAUAGUUUGGUGUUUAUCUCAUCCUGGAGAAGUCCUAUCACACAGGCCAAGCUCCAAGUCAAGGUCAGUGGUCUCCAGUUGGAGGGUUGUAGUUUUGAUGGAGUUCAUCUUUGUGAGAAUCAGCACAACUCUCCCAGUGUGUCAGCUGUCCCCACCUGCUAUAUGGCUUGGGUGCCACAGAAUUCUUCUGCAGACUCCACUGCAUCAGAGGACAACAUCUGGCUGCCGCUGUACACCAACUCAGAGAGGGUGAAAGUGGUCACACACAUCAGUCUUCCCUGUGGAGCUAAUUCCAACCAGUGGAUACAGACCGGAGCGGCUCUCUUUCUCAAACAGCAGUGAAUAUAUGUCAUCUUAGUCAAGGCAAGCACAUUAAGACACUAAUGACAGAAGGCUUUUGUCGAGCACCGUUAGCCUCAGGGGAAGAUAAUAUUGUCAUGUGAAGGCGGAUUCGUCUGGGGCAGCAAAUAACUGAACAAAUUAUUAACACUUCAAAAUGUCAGUCUCUGAUACUGACACUAUCAUUUUCUAAUUAAGCACCUUGGCUUGGAGACCAAUAAACGCAGCCACUUCGUGUCACUAUCAUUUGCAUAAUAUGUUACAAGAGAAAAGAAGAAAACAACUGGUGAAUAAUUGACUCCAUCGUGGUCUGCUGUUUGGAUUAGUAUCAACACUAAUACACUCUUCCUUUCAUGGACCUGACAGCGAUAUAGAGCUGCUGAAAGAUCUUUAAUGGAAUGUAAAUGUAUUGUUUUAAUCUCAGGCUGUAACAAACCUUGAUAUCUCAGUCAUUGGUGUGCAAUACAUUUUGACUCAUCAAAUGCACUGCAUAAAUUUGUCAUUGUAUCAUUUCAGUUUCGCUAAAUUUGUCUUGAAAGUUUGUUCAUAGUUGCAAGAUGCAUGAG